AUGGGGGAGAUAUCAGAGGAGGUGGACCAUGGUUGGGGGUGGGCGGUACCCAGCAUCUGCCCGGAGGCAGCAGGGCCAGGGCCCGCCGCCUUAGCGCCGCCAGGCACCAGGCAGCAGGCCCCGCCGGCGUGGGGCCCUGCAGAUGGCUGGACCACUGUGCAGGCAGGCACGCCCUGCUCCUUCCGGCCAGCAGCCCGCACCUCACAGACGGACACUGCGAUGGAAGCUGACCCGGGUGCCGCUAGCCUCGGGCCCCGCACAGAGCUGGACGAUGAAGACUACUAUCCCCAGGGCGUCUGGGACACGGUCUUCCUGGUGGCCCUGCUGCUCCUGGGGCUGCCGGCCAACGGGCUCAUGGCGUGGCUGGCUGGCUCGCAGGCUCGGCAGGGAGCGGGCACGCGGCUUGCCCUGCUCCUGCUCAGCCUGGCCCUCUCGGAUUUUUUGUUCCUGGCGGCAGCAGCCUUCCAGAUCCUGGAGAUCCAGGGCGGAGGGCACUGGCCGCUGGGGACGGCCGCCUGCCGCUUCUACUACUUCCUGUGGGGCGUGUCUCACUCCUCCGGCCUCUUCCUGCUGGCGGCCCUCAGCAUGGACCGCUGCCUGCUGGCACUGUGCCCACACUGGUACCCGGGGCACCGCCCGGCCCGCCUGCCCCUCUGGGUCUGCGCCGGGGUCUGGGUGCUGGCCACGCUCUUCAGUGUGCCCUGGCUGGUCUUCCCAGAGGCCGCCGUCUGGUGGUAUGACCUGGUCAUCUGCCUGGACUUCUGGGACAGCGAGGAGCUGCCGCUGCGGAUGCUCGAGAUCCUGGGGGGAUUCCUGCCUUUCCUCCUGCUGCUCGUCUGCCACGUGCUCACCCAGGCUGCCGCCUGCAAGACCUGCUGCCGCCGCCAGCCAAGACCCACGACCAGCCGUGGCUUUGCUAAUGUGGCCAAGACCAUUUUGUCAGCCUACGUGGUCUUGCGGCUGCCCUACCACCUGGUGCAGCUGCUGUACCUGGCCUUCCUGUGCGACAUCUACCCUGGCUACCUGCUCUGGGAAGCCCUGGUCUACUCCGACUACCUGAUCCUGCUCAACAGCUGCCUCAGUCCCUUCCUCUGCCUCCUGGCCAGUGCCGACCUCCGGGCCCUGCUGCGCACCGUGAUCUCCUCCUUUGCGGCAGCUCUCUGCGAAGAAUGGCCCGCCAGCUUCACACCGGCCGAGCCACAGACCCAAGUGGAUCCUGGGGGUCAGACUUUGCCAGGGCCUAUGGCCGGGGCCCAACCCCAGGUGACCUCCACGGCCCAGCCACAGGCAGACCCCACAGCACAGCCACACUUGGAUUGUGUGGCCCCCCCACAGGUGGACCCCACAGCACAGCCACAGUUGGAUUCUGUGGCCGCCCCACAGGUGGACGCCACAGCACAGCCACAGUUGGAUUCUGUGGCCGCCCCACAGGUGGACCCCACAGCCCAGACCCCCGGACCCGCUGCCGGCUCAGCCCCCAGCCCCUGUGAUGAAGUCUCUUCUGCUCCAUCCACAGAUCCCACCCCAGAAGCCCCUGAGAACCCAGCUGUGCCUGCUGUCUCUGAGGGAGAGAACCCCAGCAGUGUCCCCCCAGAGGAGGCCCCUGGGACAGGCCCCACGUGA
Molecule: messenger RNA, 1623 nt
Organism: Odobenus rosmarus divergens (Pacific walrus)
Lineage: Eukaryota; Metazoa; Chordata; Mammalia; Carnivora; Odobenidae
Gene: GPR152
Product: G protein-coupled receptor 152
Exons: 4
Coding region: 1-1623 (540 amino acids)
Biological process (GO): G protein-coupled receptor signaling pathway
Cellular component (GO): membrane
Molecular function (GO): G protein-coupled receptor activity
Source: RefSeq, a predicted model, not a curated record